AUGGCAACUGGAAGUUAUCGGGGAAAUACGGUUUCGUCACCUGUGUCACCCUUCUCGUUCCAGGGUUCCUCCGUGAUGCAAGGGGGUCAAAAUCCGUUACGACAACACCCCACUUCAAUGGCACAUCCUCGAUAUGAGAGUAGAUCUGCUUCUACACCUACAUUACCCGUCGUGCAGACUCAGAGUGCUGGCACUCCUAGGCCGCGGCCAUCGGCUACGAACCCUUCAACUCCUGUAAAUUCUACAAACUCGUUUCCUCCUUUGCAGCAUAGCGUUUCCACCGAUGACUCUGUUCAAAAAGCUACACGAUCAGUCGCUCCUCUCGAGCUCAACCUACCGUCUACUCAGCUCACCUCAUACGCAAAUGUUGCCAAGGCAUCGCCCGAUCGGUAUCGACGGAAUCAUCGUCGAGCUGAGACUGCUGGUGGCCUAGCGAGCAAUACUACUCAAACUUCUGCGGUGCCAUCGGGGUCUGGAAUGGCUUCGGUCGGUCAUCUCUAUUCCCAGCCAAAUCAAAUCAGUGGUCCACCGGCCGUUUCCACAUAUCCAUCGUAUCGGGGUGCUCCAGCACAAAAUGCACAGCCAUCUAGAGAGCUCAAUACGAGCUUGCAAUCAAGACUUUCCAGUCAGGAUGAUAUGAAUGUCCAGCAACGACAGAAUCAACCAGACUUAGCAAAAAGGUACAGAAGGCGGAGUAUCAGUAGUUUAGAAGCCAAAGAGUACACUUUACCGCAGUCUGAAGCAACUCCUCAGCCAGUGAAGCCAAAGACGUAUGCUGCAAUGCUCGCUGCUCCAGCACCUGCAGAUCGCAAGGAAGCACGCCAGCCAGCGAAACAGGAUCGUCCGCCCUCCUCCCACGGACGUAAUGAUAGUAUUGAAAGUGCUAAUACCAACACGACUUCUUCGAGCGCCAAGUCAUCUUCGGCAAAACGAGCUCCUGACUUUCCCUCUGCAGCCUCUACCGCUCAACAAGCUACACCUGUAGCGAAGAAUGAAGCCAAGGUCGUCAAUGUCCCUGCUAGAGGGUCUUCAGAGGCCAACAAAAGACUCACCAAUCCCUCGCCACUAUCGAAGCCUCUGUCAAUGAGCCCGGAACCUCAUGCAAGUAAAGAAUUCUCAGUACCUCUUGAGAAGCCAAAACCAGCUCCGAUGCCAGUACCAGCAUCUUCAUCGAGCGGCAUGUCUGAAAGCCCGGCGGCUCAACAGCUGGCAGCUUUGAGCAAAAAGGAGGCAAAGAAGGAAGGAAAGUCUUCCCGCCUACGGCGAGCGUUCUCAUUUGGCAGUGCUGCUGAAUUACGGAAGGCGUCUACUGAAAAUAACGCAAAUGCAGUGCGGGAAAGGAACAAAUUGCAGAAAAGCCAGUUUGCGGACGAGGAAGAAGAGAAACAAGCGGCGAUAGCCCAGCAGCAAGAAGCUGCUGGGUUGGGAGAGAGUAUCUAUUCAGGUCAAGGCCAUUUCUUUACUGGAUCGACGGACAAUCUUUCCAUCUCGUCAACUGCUUCUUCGGCCUCCAUGAUGAUCAGAAAGAUGGGCAAAGGCGUGAAGAAAGGCUCGAAGAAUCUCGUCGGGCUUUUUAGACCAAAGUCGGUGGUUGGUGUACCAGCAGCAGAUUCUGCGGUACCUGAGCCGAGCGUUGCACAAGUCUCGAUGGUGACAGUUGAGGCUGAAAGAGAAAAGGUCAACGUCAAUGUCAGCCCACACGAUCAGCCUGGCGGUGGCACGGGUUUUCCAAAGCUAGAGCGGAACUCUAUUGAGGCUACGGCCGUGACACAAGAGGCAGCCCAUACAUUUUCAGAUGCAGACACCUUUCACCGUCGCAGUAUAGUAGGAGGUGAGAGAGAGCGUGCCGAGGUUUUGGCAGCCGUUAAGAAAGGCAUCUUGAAACGCACAGAUUCUAGCAAUUCAACACAACCAACAAGAAUUGUUGAUUCUCGACCACCGAACUUUAAUCUCCCACAAAUCCCCCGAGUUAAUGACUCCCCCAACUCCAGUGCUCCCAGCACACCUGUUGACGAGAGACCACGAGGUCAUGGCAAGUCUGAUUCUGUGCAUAUUGAGGGAGAGGAGUAUUUCCUUUCGAUUCAGAAUUAUGCCAAUGGCUCUUCCUCCAGUGUGCCAGGCACACCUGGCAGAGGUAUGAAAGGCAUCACAUUCAGUCCUCGCAUAGUGUUUCAUGAUACCUGGCCCCCUGGGGAGUAUGACCGAAGAGGCGAAAUCGCUACAUGCAACCGGCUCACACCAAUGCUGGCACAACAGAUCAAAGAAGAGCUGAACUCUUUUAAGAUGGUAUGA
Molecule: messenger RNA, 2292 nt
Organism: Bacidia gigantensis
Lineage: Eukaryota; Fungi; Ascomycota; Lecanoromycetes; Lecanorales; Ramalinaceae
Exons: 3
Coding region: 1-2292 (763 amino acids)
Biological process (GO): actin cytoskeleton organization
Molecular function (GO): actin binding
Source: RefSeq, a predicted model, not a curated record